AUUAUCACAUGGUUAUAUAUAUUUAUUCUGGGGUCAGUCAAGGAAUUUCCAUGCGCUACUAUGCAUAUUCUAUGGGAAUGUGGAGGGGAAGGCGAGCUCUGGACGAGCUGUUGAUUGAGCGAAACCAAAGAGAAACAGCUGCUAACAGCGAAACGUGGAAAGUUGAAGGCACACGCGCAUAACCUCUAAGUUGCCUCUCGAAUCGAAAUAAAUGAAGUUACUAGAAUUUAACCGUCAUUAAGUUGGGUGUUGACGUAUUUUGUGAAAUUAAGUCUUGGAGGUGUUAUCUAACUAUCGUUAUCAAAAUGGGGACUUCUUUGAUUCAACAACUUCAGAAAUUAGCAGCGCCACAAACUUCUUUCAUUUUAGAUGAGAAGAAAAAAGCAUCCAUCUUAUUUGAUCCUAAAGAAGCCGCAAGUUUUGAUCGUGAAACCUUUUUUGAACUAGGAGUUAAUGGUUUAGAAGAAUUGAAGAAAUUGAAUAUGAGAUUUGAUCAAUUUGAAGACACACUUUUUGAUGUAUCGUCUAAAGACUUGCAGAGGGCUGUUCAGUCAAAAGAAGUAAAUGAAAAACUGAAUAGAGAAAUUUCAAAAUUUCUCGGCUAUUUAUCACCAUAUUUUCUCUUGAAAUGCGCCCAUCAAGCACUUGAAUGGCUGAUUCAAAGGUUUCAAAUUCACAAAUACAAUGUUGAUGAUCUGAUGAUGCUGAUUCUGCCAUACCACGAAACCAACAUAUUUGUUAGAGUGCUUCAGAUCAUAAAAGUUAAGGAGCCCACCAACAGAUGGCAUUGGCUGCAUCGGCUACAAAAUGCUGGUGUUCCCCUUUCUAAGACAGCGUUACUCAAUCAUUGUUCUUCAAGCACUUCUUUUCUCUCAUUUGUGUGCCACAUUCCAACAACAGUAAUGAAAUUAUGUAGUGAUAGCUGUUCAGGGCUUCAUACUCUGUGCACCUUUUGUUGUAUGACAAUUGUUGGUGCCUUGGAGCACAGUAAAGAAGUUUCAGAGGUGCAAGUUUCACAUAUAUUGAAGCUCUUGAUUGAAACACUGACAUCGCCAUUUCUUGAAUUUUCAUGUAUGUCCAUUGUAAUCACUGCGCAAUUAGCCAGAACUGUUAAAAUAUCUGAACAAGUGUUGCUGGUCCUUGUAAACAAACUUUCCAAGGUGCCGCAUGUGUCUCUGGAAUCAGAAUGUUGUGCUGUUCUCUCUUUGCUUUAUCUUACUCAACAAGAAACAUUGUCUACAAUUUCUGAUACAGCUUUAAUUAAUUUUACAAAAUCAAGAACAUUCAUUACUUCAUUGCAAAAAAUUAUUGAUGGAGGAGGAGAUAUAUUUAAUUUCACAGCAGUCUUGAUCAAAGAGGCAUCAAAAAAAAUUUUACAACAUGAUGAAAAUCAGGAAGAUCUGCAGAAUUUUUUGGAAGAAUUGCUAUCUUCUAUUACUCUCAAUGAAGAUGAUGCUGAGAAAGUAGUUUUACUAAUUAUUGAUUUCAACAUUUUAAGAAAGAGAAGUGGAGAGGAUGCAAGAAAAUGAUGAUGAUGAUACAAUGGAUGUUGAUGACAGUAAGUGAUAAUGCUGCUCGCGCUUCUCAAGUUUUUACAAUGGUAUUCGUCAUUUUUACGAAGUUUGGAACGUCAGUACUCUGUAGUAUUUGACACUGUUGUUAAGAAGGUUUUGGAAAAUACCAAAGAUGAGAGGAAAAGAAGAAGUCUCCUUGAUAUUUUAGGUUUUAUGCCUAAAGUUAAUUUCCAGAUAUCAGGAAUAGAUAUGUUUGAAAAGCUGCACCAUCCUAGUGUGUCAAUGAGAGUUGAAGGAAUUAAAUAUUUAUUAGCUAGUGUGAACAAAGUACAGUCUGACGAUAAAGAAUUUGUGCAAAAUAUUUUGAGAAAUCGCUUACAAGAAGACAGUUACAAAGUAGUGGGAGCUGUGCUCGAAUGCCAAGCUUCAGAAUUGGCAUCUUUAGUGGGAGAAGAAUUUUUUGUAAUGCAAAUGAUAAAGAUUUCUGCAAAAUACUGGCAUAUGUCCCAAAUAUCAGAUACUUUGAAAAGCAAAGUAGUUGCAUAUCUUUGCUCAGAUGCAUCUUUCAAGACCAAGCCAGAUGCUGUAUUUUUUGCUGUCCUUCCAUAUCUGUUACCAAAAUCAGAUGAAGAUGUACCAUUUGCAAUAUGUGCUUUAAAAUCUGAAUUCGCUUCAAAACAUAAAGUAAUGUCAGUUAUUCAGAAUGAAAUCCAAAAUCUUGCUACAGUUACUGAUGCAGAUUUUGUUUGUUCUGUUGUGUCAAAACUGAUCACGAAUAAGAAACAUAUAUUUAAUACUACAGAGUUAAUAAGUAUGAUAAAUGAGAUACCAAUCUUUAAAACAUAUCCUGUUUAUAAAUUUAUUGGAACAAUAUUGAUGACUGCUUCAAUAACUAAAGCUACUACAGUAGAAGUUAAAUGGAAAAUUAUGGAUACAGUUUUGGAAUAUUUUGCCUCUUCCAAUGUGAAUGAGAAAGUCAAGGGUUUGUCUCUGCUGUCUGACCAGACAAUGAGUGCAUGUAUGCAAGUAGCAUCUAAAAGAAAACUUCCCAUUCAGGGGCUCUUGUUUUGUUUACAAACUUUAACAAAAAACAUUGAGCUUUCGGAAGACGUCACUUGCCGCCAUUGGUGGGAUAUUUCAUCUAUUGGGGAAGAUUUCCACAAAAGCAAUUCGUUAUUUUUCAUUAAAUUAUUUGAAGUUUUGCUUGUAGGCUGUAUGGGUGAAGGAAAUGCUGCAGAGCAUGUUAGAACGGCAUAUAUUUGCUACUUAAAAAAUUUAUUUACGGAUGUUUUCCCAAAUUUGCAAGCACAACUUGGUUUUCUUUCCAAUUUAUGGGUGUCUCAUGAAUUUGGACCUAAACAUAAGGGUAUAGCCAGCUAUGAGUUGCAGUUGAGAUCUCUUCUACUGGCAAGAUCUUUACUUUUAAAAACAGAAGAAUCUGUUGGUUGGACUAUGAACAUAACAACUGAGUCCAUAAUUCCACCCCUUUUGAUAUCUCUCUCAUGUCCCAUGGGUCCUGUGCGAGUAGCUGCUUUAGAGUGUUUUGGUGCUCUAAGAAAUACUUUUGGAGCAGCUCUGAAUCAGAAAGGAUAUCAUUGUCUUCUUUCUAACCUCUUAGAGUUUGAAGAGGAACUAAAACUUGACGCAGAACAAAUUUCUGUUGUUUUGUACAAACUUCUGUCUCCUGAUGAAGCUGUUCAGAGUUGCUAUACCAGUACUCAGAAAAGACAAUUAAAUAUAAUAAUGAAUGCUCUGUUUGAUUGUGUUGUGCAGAAUGAAACACCUUUGCAUUUUAAAGCAGCUCUCUUAAAAAUCUUGAGCCACGUGAAUUCUUCGAAUAUAAUGAAUAAAUUAGCACCGGUUGCAAAAGAAGUUCUUUCAGUGGCUGUGUCUAGUGGGAAUCAAUUGGAUUUCUACAGAUCAGCUAUGUUGAGAAAUAUCUUUUCAAGAUUUGAAAAUGACACUUACAGUUCUCUAACAAAACAUAAAGAAGUAUGGAACUUAUUUAAAACUGCUCUUUUUGAUUACAAAAGUUUGGUGUAUGAAGAAAAUUCAAGGAUUACAUGCCCCUCUAUAAUAGCGAUGAAUCAGAUUUCCAAAGAUUUCUUUGAUGCCCUUCCUAAUUAUCAGCAGGACUUACUGAGUAUCUUGGUAAGAGUGGCAACUGAAGCAGAUUCUCCUGAUGUAGUGUCUGCGGUUGGGCAUGUGUUUAAGAAGAUUGUGCUGGAGUGCAAGCAUGUGGUAUUGGAGUUGGAGAAAGUGCGCGAUGCUCAGUGUGCUCCUGAUCCUCUCACUCUUAAACGACGAACAAGAAGUCAGGCAAAUAGUGCACGCCCCUCUGUGGAACUUUUGAAAACCAAGGAAUGGCAUGAAGGGACAACUCUUCUAGAAUUGAUCCAAAAUAAGAAGAAACUUCGAGGUGUACGUCUUUUGUUUCCAGUUUUAUUUGAUCUUCUAAAACGAUGUUUAGACUUUGAAGAGCAAGCACCUGUGGAGUAUAUAAAGCAGCUGAUUCUCUCAAGCCUUCUUCAUUGCUGUCAGAAGUUAUCAUCUGAAGCUGAAGAUAAUACAGAAUUGUCUGAAAAGGAGAUAAAUGUUGAACUUGUGGUUCAAUGUAUUCGUGCUUCCCAGAAUCCACAAACACAUCAUCAUGCUUUGCUCGUGUUGUCCCAGUUAGCAGGAAUGAUUCCAGAACAAGUCUUGCAUAAUAUAAUGGCAAUUUUUACUUUCAUGGGGUCAUCCAUUUUGCGACAAGAUGAUGCAUACAGUUUCCAGAUUAUUUCAAAAGUUGUAGAUACUGUCAUUCCUAUUCUUGUGAAGGCUAAUGAAGCCGGUGUGGAUCCAAGGAAACUAUUUGAUCCUGUUGCUGGUGUUUUGCGGGUGUUUGUUGACGCAUUAGUGGAUAUUCCAGAACAUCGUCAAAUGCCAUUGUUUCAUAAACUUAUGGUAACCCUUGGUGAAGAAAAUUUCUUGUGGUUGUUAAUGGCUCUUGUGAUAGAAAGUCAUGUUCGUCAAAGAACGGCACCAGAUCAGAAUAAAGAUGGAAUGCUUCCCAAGAAAUUGAACUUUGUUGUUAACCUUACUUUGAGAUUUCAUCCAUUGACUGCUAUUAAAAAUAGCAUAAGACUCAUGGAAUAUUUACAGAACUUGCCCAUGGAAAAAGAUCAGAAAGAUGACAAGGUUUCUGACCAAACAAGUGGUACUGUGACCAAGCUCUUUGAUGUAUCUAACUGUUCAAAAUCAGAAUUUCAUCAUUUUAAAUAUGCAAUUGUCAUAUUUUUGUCUGGAAUGAUGGGAGAUCCUAAUUUCAUCAAUCAGGUAGCAGCAUUGCCAACAGAUGAAGUAAAAGAUUUAGAACAAUAUUAUGCACAUCUUAUUGAAUGUGUUUUACAGCAUAUUCAAAUAUCUGUACAUGCAAGUGAAAUAAAUGUUGGCAAACCCACUGCAAAAUUUUGGAAGUGUAUGUUGGCCCAAAGUUAUGAUCUCCUAGAUAAAGUUAAUGCUCUUCUUCUUAGUGACAUGUUUCUUCAUGUUAUUUUGUCACUUCUUAAUAAUACAAUACAUACAGUACGUCGCAGGGCUAUGGAACUCAUGAAUGCUCGUUUACAAAAUGAAGAAUUUUUCAUGAGUUGCAAAACUGAAGAUUUACUGUCACUUGUAAAACCACUACUCAGUAUUAUUAGUACUAUUAAUGAAGAAAAUAUUAGUUUUGAUGAGCAGUUGAACCAACAAACAGCUUUGGCAUCUAUGAAGCUGAUGGCUCGUCUUAUGGCUUCCAAGCACAUUGAAAUUUUUGGGGAAAUCUUAGAUAAUUUGACUGACCUUAUUAUGAAGAAGACUCUCCAAGGAAAUGUUUUGGCUUCUGCUUUAUUAUGUGGUGCUGAGUUGUGCAGUUGUCUCAAAGCUUUUGCCGUCAGCAACCUUCCAAAAUUUAUGCCUGCUCUUCUAAAAGUCUUCAAAAAGGAGAAGAAGACAGAGAAGCAAAAACUUUCAAGUGAAGUUCCCCUUCGAGUUUUGAUGCCUGUUGUCAAUACUUCGUAUUUCCGGCUUCUAAAAAAGAAACAUUACGAAGCUUUGGGUCCACUUAUGAGCAUUUUGGCUGGUAGUUUUGCUGAAGUGUCAAGUGCAGAUUUUAAUUAUCUGCGGACAGAACUUUCCAACUUCUUUAUGGCAGCUCUUCAAUUUCGAUCAGAUAAUGAAGAGGAAGAGACAAGUCUAGAUAUUGUGGACUCUGUGGAAGGUCAUGUAAUUAAAGCCCUUGUUGCAUUGGUGUUGAAACUAUCUGAGUCAUCUUUCCGGCCAUUAUAUUACAAUCUAUUUCAUUGGGCAACUGCUCUGGAUGUACAUAAGGAGAGACUUAUAACAUUUUACAGAGUUUCCCACAGUAUAGCAGAAUGUUUGAAAGGAUUGUUUGUUUUAUUUGCUGGACAUUUUAUCAAAAAUGCUGCUUCUCUAUUGGAUCAAACAAAUUUGUGCAAGUCAAACCCAUUAGUUUAUGGCAAAAGCCAGUCUGGAAAAGCAAAGAGUCUUCUCUUACUGGAUGCAGUAUUGAAAACAUUACAUUCCAUUUUUUUGUAUGAUAGUGCCCAAUUUUUAAACAAAGAAAGAUUUGAUACAUUGAUGCAACCCCUUGUUGAUCAGUUGGAAAAUACUCUUGGAGGUCUGGACAUGUACAAAGAACGAGCAUCAACUCUUCUAACUCCAUGCAUUGUACAAUUUGCUGUUGUGACUGCUGAUGACUCCCUUUGGAAGCAACUAAAUUAUCAGAUUCUCCUUAAAACACGAAAUUCUGUACGUCUAAUGGCUCUGCAAACAGUGUGUGGUGUAGCUCAGAAACUGGGUGACGAUUUCUUAACUCAGUUGCCAGAAACUGUUCCUUUCCUGGCAGAACUUAUGGAAGAUGAAGAAGAGGAAGUGGAACAAGCCUGUGUUAAAGUUGUUCAAGAAAUGGAGGAGAUUUUAGGAGAACCAUUAAAGAAAUACUUUUAAUAUUUUUAUCAAUUAUUGCAAAUGUGCAUGAGAGCAAAUGGGAGAAAAACGAUGUAAUUUAUUAAGUUUGUGAUUGGAUGUAAUUUGCUCUUUCAGUCUUUAUGAAAAUUAUUUUCACUCAUCAUUCAUGUUUAGUAAUGUUUGUUCAUAUGUGUAAACAAAUAGUUUUUACGUUGUCAUUACCUUUCAUUGUAAUAUAUCCAGAGCAUUUUGUUUUUCGUUUUUUAUGGGCAUUUGCAAUACAAUUUUAUAAUGUAAUAAAGAGUAAUGCAAUAAGAUAUUGCCAUGUAAAGGAAAUGUUAUUAAAAACAUUUAUUAUUGUAACUGUUUUUUUCCUCCUUGAAAUAUCAAAUUAGUGACGGAUACUUCUAUUUGUGAAUCAAUAUGAAUUCUUAUAUGAAUUUCACCGAAAGGGAAGAAAUACAUGUGAAAAUUAAGAAGAAAGGAAAUGUAAACUAAAUUCUGUAUCUUAUUCAUAUCCAAAGUGUUAAAUAUAUUCAUUCAUUUGAGAAAUGCUCAGAAGGUAAUAAAUUUAGUGAGAUUUUCCAGAAUGCAUGGUAGUUCUGCACUCAACUGAAACGCAUCCUCUGGAUUCAUUGCUCCUCACUUUACCCC
Messenger RNA from Gryllus bimaculatus (two-spotted cricket), 7118 nucleotides. NCBI's taxonomy places the organism in Eukaryota, Metazoa, Arthropoda, Insecta, Orthoptera, Gryllidae. The record is from the annotation of a GenBank genome assembly.